This is a messenger RNA of Chaetomium globosum CBS 148.51, 237 nucleotides long. RefSeq lists its product as uncharacterized. Gene Ontology annotation, biological process: ribosomal large subunit assembly. Lineage: Eukaryota; Fungi; Ascomycota; Sordariomycetes; Sordariales; Chaetomiaceae. Gene Ontology annotation, cellular component: preribosome, large subunit precursor. The transcript has a single exon. Bases 1 to 237 code for a protein of 78 amino acids. The record is from RefSeq and is a predicted model, not a curated record.
AUGGCGCCUCCGCAGAAAUCCGAUCAAGAAAUCGCGUCCGACUUCACAUGGUACUACCUUCAGCGCGCCACGCAAGAGUUCGCUGAGGAUCUCGACAAGGUGCGCGCCGCCGACGACUUCAAGAACGAUUCCCUCACAAUCAUCGUGAGCGCGCUGAAGCAGGGGACUGCGCUAUUUUCCCCUGAAGAGCAGAGGAGGAUCAUUACCACUGCGGCUCGCCCAGAAAGCAAGCCCUGA